GCGCAGUGAGGGACGGAAACGGGCAAUUGGCCCGUGUCACGUCCCGAGGGGCGCGGAGAGCGAGCGGAGCUGAGCUCGGAGCUCCGCGGGAGUCGAGGGGCGUCGUUCGUCUCCCUCCUUCCCUUUUCCCCUGCCCGUUGGUCCGUCUGCUCUGGGACUACUUUGUGUGUCCCUCCUCCCUCCCUCCUUCUCCUUCUCCUCCUCCUGCUUCUCUUUCUCCUUCCCUCUCUUCGGCUGCUCUUCCCGGAGAAAAGAAGAAGGAAAAGGGGACCGACUCCCUUGCCCCGAACCUCAUUUUAAGCCGUUAAGCCGGCCCUUCCGCCGAAGGGGCAGCUCUGCUCUCCUUUAGCCUCGUUGAGGACUAGUCUCUUGAGCAGCUUCAAACCCGCCAACAGCAGCCGCAGAUCGGGCUCUCUCUUUUUUGCCUUUCCCAGCCUCGCAGGCGGGCAGACUCUUCCUGCCCCGUUCGAGGUUUCUCUAUGAAUUUGGUGCUGGUUUUUGGCUUUUAAAUUGGGUUUUGGGGGAAGCUGGUUUGCCCUUAUUGGCUUUGAGCAGGGAGAACUGGGUCCCUGACUUAUUGAGGAAGGGGCUGCUUUAAUUGGUGGGGGUGCUCCUAAACCAGACCCCGACCUCUUUUUUGGGGGGGAGCCCACCCUAUAGUCUCCCCAAGGGUGGGAGCAUCUCUUCCGGGGGGGCCCCAGAAUCUCCUGACAGCCCCCGUCCCCAGCUGGCUGUUCACCCCUUCAUGCCAGAGCUGGGACCCUCCUGCUCCACUUUCUGUACCGCCCCCCCUCUGAUCUCAAAGCUGCUGCUCCCCAUCGCCUUAACCCCCCAAUUGGGGUCCUGAGUGGCAGCUUUUGCAAAGGACUCGACCAACGUCCAUCAUCAUCAUCAUCAUGUCUGUAGCAGGGUUGAAGAAACAGUUCUACAAAGCCAGCCAGCUGGUCAGCGAGAAGGUGGGCGGAGCUGAAGGAACCAAACUGGAUGAGGACUUCAAAGAAAUGGAGAAGAAAGUGGACCUUACCAGCAAGGCUGUGACGGAAAUUUUGGCCAGAACGACGGAAUACCUGCAGCCGAACCCUGCAUCCCGGGCGAAACUGACCAUGCUAAACACGGUUUCCAAGAUCCGAGGGCAAGUGAAGAACCCAGGGUACCCACAGUCCGAAGGCCUCCUGGGCGAGUCCAUGAUGCGAUACGGCAAGGAGCUGGGCGACGAUUCCAACUUCGGGGACGCCCUGCUGGACGCCGGCGAAUCUAUGAAGCGUCUGGCCGAAGUGAAGGAUUCUCUGGACAUCGAGGUCAAGCAGAACUUCAUCGAUCCCCUUCAGAAUUUGUGCGACAAGGACUUGAAAGAGAUCCAGCACCACCUGAAAAAGUUAGAAGGGCGACGUUUGGAUUUUGACUACAAAAAGAAACGCCAAGGGAAAAUUCCCGACGAAGAAUUGCGACAAGCUUUGGAGAAGUUUGAAGAGUCCAAGGAAGUGGCCGAGACGAGUAUGCACAAUCUUCUCGAGACCGACAUCGAACAAGUGAGUCAGCUUUCUGCUCUGGUGGAUGCCCAACUCGACUACCACAAGCAAGCUGUGCAGAUUCUAGACGAGUUGGCAGAAAAGCUGAAACGCAGAGUGCGAGACACUUCAUCACGCCCCAAACGAGAAUAUAAACCGAAGCCCAGGGAAACCUACGAUUUUGGAGAGACUGUGGAUCAGUCCAACGGUGGAUUUUCUUGCAACCAGGCGCCCAAAGUCUCCGCAGCUUCUUCUUCCUUCCGAUCCGAAAAGCCAUCUCGGACCCCCAGCAGGAUAUUUUCCCCCCACCUGGACCAGCCCUGCUGCAAGGCGCUGUACGACUUCGAGCCGGAGAACGACGGCGAGCUGGGCUUCAAAGAAGGCGACAUCAUCACGCUGACCAACCAAAUCGACGAGAACUGGUACGAGGGCAUGAUCCACGGCCAGUCCGGCUUCUUCCCUCUCAACUAUGUGGAAGUCCUCGUCCCGCUACCUCAGUGAAACGGCUGCCGGCCUUCUCUCCGUGGCUCUUCCGUCCUCCUUCCUCCUCUUCCUCUUCCUCCCUUCCCGGCUGGCCAACGCAACAGCUGGGGAUGGAGAUGUUCCUUCCUUACAUUCCAGGGAUGAGAGGGGUAGGGGGAUCUAUCUGACACUAAUUUUCCCCCUUCGGGGUUGGGUGGGAAGCUUGUUGGAAAAGGUGCCAAGGGCCGGUUCUGGAGGCUGUAGUCAAGCCGGGCGGCUAAACCCCUUUGGGGGGGGGGAUGUGGUGGGCUUUAGGGUCUAAGAAGCACAAAGUGGCGGUAAACUGCUUCCAUUGGGUAUAAGGAGCUCUCUCCUCCAUGUUGGUUCAGCUACGUCCUCCUGGUGGCUUUUGGACCAUCUCCAGGACCAUCAAGGAAGAUGAUGGCUUGUUUAGAGAAUAGAGGUCUGUGGGGAUUGUGUGUUCUGUGUGUGUGUGCGUGUUUGUGCUAGCUCCAGGCAUUGCGUGGAGUAGCAAUCACCUUUGUUAAGAAAAUGCACCGUCUGCCUUGUCACAGAUGGGCUCUUCCACCAUCAGGGCCCUUCUCCUUGCCCAUGUUCUCCUUGAGCUUCUGCUAAGCUUCCGUUCCGCUGAACGGCCUUUCCAGAUAGGUCUGGCCGCCAUUCCCAGAAACCCCUAGCCAGCAUCACCAAUCCAGUUCCGGGAAUUGUCGUUCAAUACCCAAAGGCUUAAGUCGUGAGGGAUUAGAAGGACUUGGUCCCAAAGUUUUCAGUGUUUCGAAUCUUGGUGGCCCAACCUGGACCACGCCUUCUGUGGAACACCAACCUGGGGUGGGAAGAUUCCACCUUCCGACCACGGGACCAGAGACUUAUGGGAUGCCUGUAUCCAUAAUUCGUCCCACAAGAUGCAAAAUUUGCAGCCCCCGCCUCCUGGGCCCAAGUAGAGGAAGCCAUCUUGGUGUCCUUCAAACCUCUCCACCAAUCCAUCGUCAUCUUGAAGGCACCGCAUUAGAUCCUCAGUGGGUGCAUCCAUUCUCGGCUUCCUGCCUUUCGAGCUGCUCAGGUUAACUCCCCACGAAUCCGCCUACACUACAGACAAAAAACAACAAAAGAAAACCAGGAAGCACUUUUAGAGCCGUGUCCCAGCUUCUGCCAAAGAAACUGGGGACUUGUGGGUAACGGAGUCCCACGGCAAAACUGGCCUGCAUCCAUGGCUUGAAGAGAAAGCUGGGGCUGACUGGGGGCCUUGAAUUAGUGUUUCUCAACAGUGGCCGCUUUAAGGAGGGGCGGACUUCAAUUCCCAGAAUUGGGGAAUUCUGGGAGUUGAAGUCCACCCCUCCUUAAAGGGUCCAAGCUUGAAAAACACUGCCUUAAAAAUUCAGGAUUGACCUGGGAAAGGAUUCCUUUCUCCCUGGGAUCUACAUCCUGCCGGAUAUCUGGAGGAGGGGGGAAAAUAUUCCAACUUUUUUUUCACUUUUCCUGGCAAUUUAAACGUGGUCUUUGUGCUUUCUCGCUGCAGGCAGCUGGGCUAAAUUCCACAUAGUUUACUAGGGGUUGUGUGUGUGUGUGUGCGUUGUGGGUGGGUGGGGGAGAGAAAUAGGGUGGAUUGCUAAACCUGUGCUACCACCCACCCACAACCCAACGGCUCCCCACAAUUUUUUCUAAGGCACUUAUUUGGGGAAGUGAGAGUCAUCAUCUGUCCUUUUCAUCUAGCCCAUCAUUUUGGGGAGAGGGUGGGUGGGUGGGUUUGCAGCUGUGAGGGACAGACAUCUUUUGGGAAGUGGGGGAUAAGUCUUGUAUUUGAAUUUCUAACGUACCGAUUCAACAAUUAAGCUCCCCCGCCUCUUUUCCCUAAAAGGGCUUUAAGGAGAUUCGAACCCAGAGCCCUGGCAGCUUGCUAAGGAUGAGCCAGCGGUAGCACCAACUUUGGAAAAGAGGAAUUAAUGGGAGGCGAGGUGGGUGGGUUGGGGAGGGGUUGCAGAGAAAUCAAUCAAAUCAGUACUUGGGAUUAAUUCUUCCCGGCUUUCCCACAUGGAUUCCAGCUAUAUUUCUUUCACCUUCUCUACCCUUUGACCAGUUAUGUGGCUGAGCGUAUAAAUGGGUUUAUUUUGUUUUAAAAUUAGCCUCUCUUCCAUACUCAAGAAUGUGUCCAGCAGGGCUAAUGGUCUUGUUCAGGGAUCUCCAAAUUUGGACACUUUUAAGACUAGUGGUCUUCAACUCCCAGAAAGACUUCCCAGCCACCAUGGAGAGCAUGGUCCAUAAGUGGCACCAGCAUCUAAGUUCUGGGAUACGAAGAUCCAUCUUCCAGUCACGGGACCAGAGACUUGUGGGGUGCCUGGUCCCAUAAUUCAUCCUACAGCAGGAGUCUCCAACCUUGGCAACUUUUAAGACUUGUGGACUUCAACUCCCAGAAUUCCACAGCCAGCGGAAUUCUGGGAGUUGAAGUCCACAAGCCUUAAAGUUGCCAAGGUUGGAGACCCGUCCUACGGGAUGCAAAUCAUAGAGAGGAAUCUUUGUAGUCCACCACCUUGGCCCAAGCUGAGGAAGCCAUCUUGGAUUCCUUCCAACAAACAUGGCUGCCUGAGGGAUUCUGGGAGUCGAAGUCCACGAGUCUUAAAAUGGCCACGUUUGGAGACCCCUGGUCUUGUUUAACUGUUUUCUAAAAGUGGCUUCUAUAUUUUUUUAUCCCCGCCCGUCUUCGCUCGGUAUAAUCUUCGUACAACUGCCUCCUCAUACUGUUUUAUUUUCCCCCCUCCUUUGUUUAACCAGUUUCGUAAAUUCACAUUAUUCUCUGCCUUCUGUAUCUCUCUGCCCAUCUUCCACUCCCUUAUCAGGACCAAGGGGGGGGG
Thamnophis elegans (Western terrestrial garter snake) is the source of this 4837-nucleotide messenger RNA. It is a transcript of the gene SH3GL1, whose product is annotated as SH3 domain containing GRB2 like 1, endophilin A2. The transcript is spliced from 10 exons. The record is from RefSeq and is a predicted model, not a curated record. Bases 897 to 2009 code for a protein of 370 amino acids. Gene Ontology annotation, biological process: synaptic vesicle uncoating. Gene Ontology annotation, cellular component: glutamatergic synapse; presynapse; cytoplasm. Lineage: Eukaryota; Metazoa; Chordata; Lepidosauria; Squamata; Natricidae. Gene Ontology annotation, molecular function: protein binding.